Messenger RNA from Acanthamoeba castellanii str. Neff, 1176 nucleotides. Its product is annotated as oxidoreductase molybdopterin binding domain containing protein. The transcript is spliced from 5 exons. The record is from RefSeq and is a predicted model, not a curated record. Bases 1 to 1176 code for a protein of 391 amino acids. Lineage: Eukaryota; Discosea; Longamoebia; Acanthamoebidae. Gene Ontology annotation, molecular function: molybdenum ion binding; oxidoreductase activity.
AUGGAGAAAGCGAAGACGGUGAGCAAGGAGGUGAGGAAGGAUGUGAAGCAGAUGACGUUCCCCUACCACACGGACAAGACGGACGACUUCACCUCCGAGGAGGUCAACCUGGCCAACCGGUGCCACGGACUCCACCUGGAGGGCCUCGACCUGGCCCUCACGCCGGCCGGCAUGCACUAUCUCCUCAUCCACUUUGACAUCCCCACUGGGCCGGCCACGGCCGAGUCCACCUACCGCCUCAAGCUCCGCGGGCUGGUCGACCGCCCACUCGAGCUCUCCAUGGCCGACAUCCGGCGGAGGCCCCGCGUGAGCAUCCCCGUCACCAUGGAGUAUUGGACACACGUACCGUGGCAAAAUGAGGCGCUUGGCACGGCGGUGUGGACGGGCACGCCGCUGAAGGACCUCCUUGAGGAGGCCGGCCUGCAGGACAAGGCCAUCGAGCUCCUCUUCACCGGCCUCGACAAGGGCCUCCAGGGCGGCGAGAUGCAGUACUAUCAGCGCUGCCUCACCAUCGAUGACGCCACCCGCGAAGAGGUGAUCCUGGCGUACGAGAUGAACGGGCAGCCGCUGCUGCCGCAGCACGGGGCGCCACUGCGGCUCAUCGUGCCGGGCUGGUACGGCAUGACCAACGUCAAGUGGCUCGACUCCAUUGAGGCCAUCUCGACGCCCUUCGACGGCUACCAGAUGCAGGCCUACAUGUUCACUCAGUACCCUGGCGACCCGCAGGGCAAGCGGAUGAGGCACCUCAAGGUGCGAUCGCUCAUGGUGCCUCCCGGCGUGCCUGACUUCUUCACUCGCGUUCGCCUCGUCGAAGAAGGCAACGUCAAGCUGAAGGGCCGUGCGUGGGCGGGACCGUUGGCGGUGAAGCAGGUGCUGGUGAGCGUGGACGGCGGCGUCACGUGGGCCGAGGCCACGCUGGCCGCCAAGGCCGUGGGCAAGUUCGCCUGGAUCGCGUGGAGCUUCGAGUGGCGCAACGCGCGCGCCGGCGCCAAGCACUUCCUCAUGACCAAGGCCAUCGACGAGCUGGGCAACGUGCAGGACAACGCCGAGGAGUGGAACUACUACGCCAUGGGUGCUACGGUGCCGCAGUCGGUGCCCGUCGUGGUGGUGAGCUCGCCCGAGUGGCGCAUCACCGGCAAGCCCCUGCCCAACCCGCCUCGCCACCCCAAGCUCUAA